Molecule: messenger RNA, 1432 nt
Organism: Toxotes jaculatrix (banded archerfish)
Lineage: Eukaryota; Metazoa; Chordata; Actinopteri; Toxotidae
Product: dual specificity phosphatase 29-like
Exons: 4
Coding region: 120-668 (182 amino acids)
Biological process (GO): protein dephosphorylation; negative regulation of MAPK cascade
Cellular component (GO): cytoplasm
Molecular function (GO): protein tyrosine/serine/threonine phosphatase activity; MAP kinase phosphatase activity
Source: RefSeq, a predicted model, not a curated record
CCAGACUCUGGCAUCUUCAGCUGUGCCGUUCCAGCGGGGCUCAGCCUCUAAACAACACUGAUACCCGGUUCAGAUGGAAAACAGAGCAAGCUGCACCAAUAAGAGUGAAAGAUGCAGAUAUGAGCCCAGAGGAGGAGCCAGAGUACCGGACACCGCCCACCUGCGAUCUGCUCAGCCUUCUGCUGACGAACAGACACCCCACUGGAGCUGUCAACGAGGUUUGGCCCAACCUCUACGUUGGCGACGCGGCUACAGCUCAGGAUAAAACCCUGUUAGUGAAUCUGGGAAUAACACAUGUAGUGAACGCUGCAGAUGGCCCCCAGCACAUCAACACCGGGCCGUGUUUCUACAAAGACACCGACAUACUGUAUCACGGAGUAGAAGCUCCAGACUGUAAGGAUUUUGACUUGAGCCCAUUUUUCACUGAGACAGCAGAUUUCAUUUACGGUGCUCUGAGUCAGAAAGGUAAGGUGCUUGUCCACUGUGCAAGAGGAAUCAGCCGCUCAGCGACUCUUGCAUUGGCCUUUCUCAUGAUCAAAGAGAGACUUACCCUGGUGGAGGCAGUUGAGGCUGUUUGCAGGCACAGGAACAUUCUGCCAAAUGUUGGAUUUCUGAACCAACUCCGUCACCUGGACUCAUCCUUGUCCCUGCAGAGGAGGACAACAUAACAUCAAGAAGUGAAGAUAAGAGCCAUGGGAGAGACUUUCCUCCAGUGUGAAUGCUCAAAUGUUAAAGGACAGUGGCAGAGAGUCUCCGUUUUUGGAUGUUUGGAUUUUUUAUUUUUAAAGAGCUUCUUAAGUAGAGCGAAAACUUAAGACUUGGACUCAAAUCAGACUUACAAACAAAAAUGAGGAUUUGAGACUUGCUUUGAUAGAAAUGAGACUGGACUUGGACUUGUCUUGACCUACCUAGGACUUUAUCUUUGUAUCAAACUUGUCUCUAAUUUUGUGGGACUUGAGUGGGACCUGACGUCAGAUUUGGUGUGAAAUCGUCCUUAAUGACUUGUGUCUUGAUUUUGGAUUUGUCAUGAUACAGAAACAAAAAAGAGCUCUGCAGACUGAAUUGGUUUUCAUAUAUAAUUAUGAAUGAAAUCUAAAAAAAGUGUACAUCAUGCAUUUGAAAACUCAAAUAAUCUAUGAAUGAUUUGUAGUUAAGGAGCUGAAACAUACAAAAACACUGGAAUGAUCCUUUAAGUUUAUGUCUAACACACACAGCACGAUCAAUAUUACAGAGACCAUUAAAACAAAUCUAGCACAGCUGCCAAAAACCCCUGCUGUACUUGAACAGCACAAAGACAGUGUUUGCCUAUAAAUAAACAAUGCUCCACUUAUUUAUUCACAUUUCUCCAAAUACUGUGUCUUAACUGCUGCAAUCCAGCGUCGUACAGUUAAAACUGUGAUGUCUAAAGAGGCUUGAUACAAGAUGACAAAAA